GCAGACAGCAGCAGUGAUUCGGCUGCACCGGACAACGGGAGAAAAUCUGUCCGUUUCACACCAUGGCGACCGACUAAACGAUGCCUUUCGCGGAGGUAAACGGAGAUGUGAGGAGAAGUGUGUGUCCCAUGCUGCAUUAGUGUCUGUGUGAAAUGCUGGCCUGUCUGCCAGGGCCAGGUGACCUCCCCCUCCAGCUUCUCCCCCACACGCAGAUGAACACUGGACUUCAGAAAUGGGACACCACACAAAGGAUGAGAUCCGCUCCGUUUCCAACCCCUGCAGAAUUGGAUGCUUAUGCUAAGAAGGUUGCCAACAACCCCCUCACCAUCAAGAUCUUCCCCAACAGUGUCAAGGUCCCCCAGCGAAACCACGUGCGCCGUACGGUCAACGGGCUAGAUACAUCAGGCCAGCGCUACAGCCCUUACCCUUCCUCUCAGGCCAUUGCCAAGACAGGCCUCCUCGCCAUAGUCAAGGUGCCCACCGUCAAAGGCAUCCUCAAAGAUUUCGCCGGCAGCCGGGCUCGCCUGCACCCCGAAGUCAUCAUGAACCCUCCCACCGGACCUUACCAAGUGGCUUCAACUAGCACUUUAAACCACCACCCACCUCUGCCCAACCUUCCCCGGCCCCAGCAGAGCUUACCCCUUCAACAGCAGGACCCGCCUCAGACUCUACAGAUGCCCCUCCCUCAGCAGCAGGGUCACACCCAGAGCCUCAGACACCCUCCCCCAAUGGCCCAGCACACUCAGGGCCCAUCCAGACUCCAGACUCUGUCUCAGCACCCAGCCCUAGGUCACCCACAGGGGCCCCCUACUGUCAUGCUUCAGCAGCAGCACCUCCAGCAGCAGCCGCCACCUGGCCUGCAGGGGAGCAGAAAGCUGCCCGAUGGCGACGCACCGCCUAACGUUACCGUCUCUACCUCAACCAUUCCACUCUCCAUGGCCACCGGGCUGCACCAGGGCUGCCAGGCUGACCUUAGCACCAUCGUGCAUCAGAUCAACCAGUUCUGCCAAGCUCGGGCCCAAGGUGCCGGAGUCACCUCCAUGUGCGAGGGUCAGAUCGCCAACCCCAGCCCCAUCAGUCGCAACCUGCUUAUCAGCGCCUGCUCCAGGGUAUCCAUGCACAGCAACCCUGCUACACCUGGGUACCACCCGCCCAACUGCAUUAUAGGCCCUCAAGAGAAAGCAACUGCCCCAGUGGGAGCUCAUCCUCCACACAGCGUGGCUAUUAUGAACCACUUGCCUUCCAACCACACUGAUCUCAAGCAGCAGCACCACCUCCAGCAUCACCUGCAUCCACAACAGAAUCCGCAGCAGCAACAGCUACAACAUAACACACAGCAGCAGAAGAUGCGCUCUUGGAAUCAGCACCAGUUGACCCAUAUACCCCACAUUCAGAACGGUGGGACCCACCUCUGUAAGCAGCCUUCCAGGGACCCCGCCUUCCAUUUUAAGGGCAUGGGCUACCCUGCAGAGGUGUGUGUGGGUCAGCCUUACACACUGAAACCUCCCGUAGAGAGGCCCACCCCUUCUCCCCCCGUCAACAACUGCAUGCCCGGUCCCAUGGCCCACUACACUAAUGGUCACUACUUCCAGUCCCAUAUUUGGAACAGCAGUAUCCUACCCACCCCCAACAGUGACAGCUCCGGGUCUCAGGACAUAGCCAUGCCAUUCCAUGGUGCCGGUCCAGGGGGGUGCACCACCACACUAGACUGUGGGCCCCCUGGGGCACCCCAUUACAGGCUAGGAACGAGCUCCUCCACCUCCUCCUCCUCCGCCCAGACUAAUCUGAUGCAAACAGCAGAUUACUUGGGUGGGGACUUCCAGACGCCCUACUUCCGCGAUCAGAAUCUAGGGUUGAUGGGCAAGAUGCACAGGCCUCCUCUGAGCAGGGUAGGUCCGGAGGUCGGGGAUGGCAGAACCGCUCUCAUCCAGCACCCAGGGUACAGAUAAGCUAUGGCCUUGUCUCCACAACAUUUAUCAAAAUCCCUUUGUUUAGUCUUAAGAAAGGAAACACAUGAAUAAAACUAAAUUGAUAACUUAAACAAAUGACCGCUAAUCUUAAAGAGGGCAAAUUAAUAUAUUUAAUGAAGAACAGUAGUUUUUUUGGUUAUUUUUUUUUAAAUAAAUCUUGCAAGUGAUCAAUUGCUACUUUUUUUUUGUUAACGAGUGCGUUUAUGUGGCACUUUAGGGAACUUUUUCACGUGUGUGUGUACACGUCUGUACUGUGUGUCAUUCCCUGCUUCUUCCUCUAUCAUACUUGUCUAUUAGUGUGCCUGGAUCUACACAGAUCCUGUGUUAUUUCUACUUCACAUCUGUCUGUAAAGUUUUCUUAUGCAUGUAAGAAAGAAGGAUAACAGAUAGAUCUCUCAUCUAUCAAUGGAUGUUUUUUUUACAGGAUCAUGUCAGGAAACUUCGGCUCCGACUAGUUCUAUUAAACAUUUUCAUUUUGGCGUUUAAGCUCAAACCUCACAGUAACUUCAAGAUUAAACACAAUCGUAACCAUUUUCUUCUUGAGGACAGAAGAGAGAGUAAUGAUUUUGUUUCAGUGUGAAGCCAUCAGACACUGGACUACAAAGUACAGCUGGAAAAAAACUUGCAGUAUGCACAUGUACACAGAGGUUUUAUUCUUUUUAAAUGUAAUUAUUUAUUUGUAUAGUACGACUCUUCAAGCUUGAUUCCUCUCUGUCACUUAAGGAUGCAUGUAAUCAGGUUGUUUGUACAUAGUAAGGAUCCAGCAGGGAGCAAAUAUGUUAAUAAGGUGAUGCUCUGUUCUGCUUAAAAUGCUGCAAUGAAUUCAGGUGUUAAAAAACUUUGCUUUUUUUUUUUUCUUGCCAAUGCCAGGAAGGUUUGGCAACAAGAUUGUGAAAAGUUUAGUGCAGAAAAGUCCUGAAAGAUGAAACUCUUAUACAUUAACAUGGCCAAAGUCAGGUUAACUAGGACACACUGUUAUGAAGAUGUGCCAUUUUAUUUUGUUUCCUUUUCAGAUUUUUUUUUUUUUUAAUGUAACCAUGAAAAAUGUAUUACUUGAAUGUUGAGAUUAUUUGUUUUGAAGGGGUUAGGUUAGUUAUGAGGACAAAACUCUGGAGUAGAAGAAAUAAUAGUGUUAUUAGUGUCAUGUAGAAUCUGACCAGAGUUUUGAUUCAGACGGCAGUAACUUAAGUGAAUUAAGUUACGUGUAGUUGCUACUGAUUCUGAUGUGAAGUCUGUUCGAAAAGACCAAAUUGAUCACUUGCAAGAUCACUCGGAGGUAAACAAAAACCGACUUAAGUUUAAAGUGAAACAGCAAAUGCAUUGUUUAUUUUAUUGUACACUGGCUUACCUACUAGACUACUGUAACUUUAAAGUUUAAUGAUUGUGCGUGAAUGUUGACUGCUCAUGUGGGUAGAGUUAAGGGUUGGAUGAGUGAGUGCGUGUGUGUGCGUGCGUGUAUAAACACAAUGACGCCCAUGUUUUGUUCACCUAACCCCCCUAACAGCCCUUAAAAAGCCUUAAGUGUUUGGUCCUUGGACUUUCCUUUGAAAACGAGCAUGGUUUUAAUGAAAACCCCAAAUAAUAAGGAGAAAGAAGAUGGUAAGGAUAAGCAGAAACAGCAAUUCUUUUUGAUUUCUUUUGUUUUUCUGGUCUUUUUAUUUUAAUAAAAUUUUGUUGAAUAGACAAGAGCAAUUCCUUAGAGAUUCUUUAUGGAAAGCAAGAAAAGGAGUAAUAUUUUGUAAUUAUAUAUUUUAGCAAUGUGUAGUUACUGAGCUGUAACAUUUUUUUUCCAAGUUUCAAAGCUUCAGUUUGCAGUUGUGACUAUUUAUAAUACUUGAUUUGCUUGUUAUUUAAAUUUUAUUUUCUUCUUUUGUUUCUUGUACUAUUGCUGUGAAAUGGAAGAAGGUCCACAAGCCUUUCUUUUAUGUCAUUCUGUACGACAGAUUAAAGGCAAGAGCGUGAGAGUUGUGCUACUCUUUUUGUAAUAUUGUAAUAAUAAAAUAAAGUUCUAAUUUA
Scomber scombrus (Atlantic mackerel) is the source of this 3986-nucleotide messenger RNA. RefSeq names its product family with sequence similarity 222 member Ba (gene fam222ba). The transcript has 3 exons. NCBI's taxonomy places the organism in Eukaryota, Metazoa, Chordata, Actinopteri, Scombriformes, Scombridae. The record is from RefSeq and is a predicted model, not a curated record. Bases 153 to 1949 code for a protein of 598 amino acids.